CCCCCUGAAACCUGAUUCCCACACACAACCCAAACAUAACCAUCUAUCAAACCCUCAUUUUCUCUCCUGAUUCCACGAUCACCUCUCUUUCUCUCUCUCCAAUUCAUGUACCUGCUUCAAUUAGGGUUUUUGUGCUAAUCUCAUCAACCGGUAAUCGGGCUUUCCCCAAACUUACCUCAACAGCCUUUUCAGUAUCAUUUUUAGGGUUUAUAUGUCGGUACUAUUGUGUUGUACUUUCAUAUUUCUUCUUCAUCACUAAUCAAAUUAUCAGGAUUUUGUAUGGCAGUAUUGUAUAUGUUGUACAUUGGUGAAAGUAAAGUUGCUUAAGUUUGUCAGGCCAACUUAAACGCAGCUCGAGAUUAAGUUUCCUUUAUUGCCAACGAUAAUUUGCCGAAAAAAUUCAUACCGAAAUAAACCCCUGCUUUAAAUCUACUCCAUUUCAAGUUUCUGUUUUUAUACUGUUCGCUUCUGUUCGGGGGUAGGAAGUAGUUAUAGUUGCUUCAGAUUCUAGUGACCGAGCAGCCUUGUAUGGGCGAACAUGAGAAGUGGGCGCAGCCAAAUGGUCUUUUGCCCGACGCGGGUCCGUUGAUCCGAGUCGACGGUUCGGAGAGAUGGUUAAAAGCUGAGGAGAGAACUGCGGACCUAAUUGCCCGCAUUCAGCCCAACCUACCAUCAGAACAACGGCGAAUCGCUGUGGCUGGUUACGUGCAGCGACUCGUUGAGAAGUGUUUUCCAUGUCAGGUGUUCCCUUUUGGGUCUGUACCCCUCAAGACCUAUUUACCUGACGGAGACAUUGAUUUAACAGCCUUCAGCAAUAACCCAAACUUGAAGGACACAUGGGCUAAUCAGGUCUGCGAUAUGUUGGAAACUGAGGAAAAGAGGGAGAAUGCCGAAUUUCAUGUGAAGGAGGUUCAGUACAUUCAAGCAGAGGUGAAGAUUAUAAAGUGUCUUGUGGAAAACAUUGUUGUAGACAUAUCUUUUAACCAGCUUGGUGGGCUAUGCACACUUUGUUUCCUGGAGAAGGUUGAUCGUUUGAUAAAUCAGAAUCAUUUAUUCAAGCGCAGCGUCAUAUUAAUUAAGGCUUGGUGUUUCUAUGAGAGCCGUAUACUGGGUGCUCACCAUGGACUUAUCUCAACUUAUGCCCUGGAAACAUUGGUUCUUUACAUAUUUCACGUUUUCAAUAAUUCCUUUACUGGACCACUUGAGGUCCUUUACCGUUUUCUGGAGUUCUUUAGUAACUUUGACUGGGAAAACUUUUGUGUUAGCCUGUGGGGUCCAGUACGCAUUCGUUCACUGCCCGAUGUAACUCCGGUACCUCCCCGAAAGGACAGUGGGGAGUUGCUACCUGGCAAAUUGUUUCUUGAGGCUUGUAGCUCUGCGUAUGCUAUUUUACCUGGUGGUCAAGAAAAUCAGGCACAACCUUUCGUUUCCAAGCAUUUCAAUGUUAUUGAUCCUUUACGCGUAAACAAUAAUCUUGGCCGCAGUGUCAGUAGAGGUAAUUUUUUUAGAAUAAGGAGUGCCUUUUCAUUUGGAGCUAAAAGACUGGCAAGAUUACUUGACUGCCCCAAAGGCAACCUUGUUUAUGAAGUGAAUCAGUUCUUUACGAAUACAUGGGAUAGACAUGGAAGCGGAAAUCGCCCUGAUGCACCAAGUCUUGAUUUGUUGCCCUUGAGAUUGUCAACUUCUGAUGACCUGCGUGAGAAUCCAAAGAACAAUUCAAAUGUCGAAAGAAUAAGUGAGAAUGCUUCCGGUUAUGAGACCAAAGUUGCCCAUACUCAUUCACGUAAUUCUUCGCAGAGCAUAUCUACAUCUGAAGCUACUCUCACUCCAACCCAAAAGAGGUACAACCACCUGAACAACUUCAGGGUUUCGCAUAAGGUUGUACAAGAAGUUAGUCCUAAUUCAGGUAUGUACAUCGAUAAAUGCCAGAUGAGUGCUAGACCAGAUCGUUUGGAGAGUGACACACUGGGGAGGUUCCUUUUUGCAAGGACACACUCUAGUCCUGAGCUUUCUGAGGCAUAUAGUGAUGCCUCUUCUCGAAGAAGGCCUAAUAAAAUAGCGGAAGGCGGAAAAUUUGAGGCUACCUCUGGAAGACAGGAUAAUAACAGAAGGAAGAAACCUGAAUCUGAAAUUUUAGUCAAUCAUAGUGCUCAUUCUAUGAAUGAUGAACCUUCGAGCAGUUCAACAAGUUACCACGGUGAUUCAGGCUUGGGUGCUAUGGGUGAGGAAUUUUCUUCUGUGAGUGAGACACAAGGGAUGCAACAGGAAGAGCAGGAUCUUGUGAACAUGAUGGCAUCUUUUACUGCUCACAGUCUUAAUGGACAAGUUCAUCUACUGCCGAAUUUUGCUUCAUCUCACCUUCGUCUUCCAAUCUCACCUGCCAUUCUAGCUUCAAUGGGUUAUGCUCAGAGAAAUUUGACCGGAAUGCAUCCCCCAAAUAUUCCCUUGGUUGAUCCUUCUUUUCUCAAUAUGCAGUUCCCUCGAGGUUUGGUUUCUCCACCACAAACCCCUUACUUCCCUGGCAUUAGAUUGAACUCGAAUUCUGGAGAUAUAAUUACACCUGGCAAUGAACAAUUGGGUACUGAAUCUAACCUUGAAGAGGCUGAUCCUGAUUUCUGGGAGGACCAGAAUGUUGGCUCCGCUGGAGACUUUGAGCUUGAUGGUGGAAAUUAUGAAAUGCUUCAAUCAGAAGAUAAGCCGCAUUCAGAUUCAAUGGGCUUUGACUUUGUUCCCUCAUCUCAAAGGCUGAGUGGUUCUAGCAGAAAUGAUAACAGAAGCGAUAGUUCAUCCUAUAAAGAUUACAGAAAUGAUGUUUAUAUAGAUGACAGAAUUACAAGUUCAAGGUUCUCAUCCUCAGCUCACAGUAGUCCUCUCAGAAGUAAAACAUCUUCAGAGAGUUCGUGGGAUGGAUCAUCAGCAAAUGUCUCAAAGUCAACAAGGGCAAAACGGGGGAAGAAAACAGCCUCUCUUUCAGAUCCAUCUAUAUCAUACAGGAAAGGUAAAAAUGCGUCAGAACAUGAUCCUCAGCCUGAGGAGGAUGAAAGGGACUUAUAUCCACUGUUAACUAUGGGCAGCGAAAUGGCAGAAAGAAGCUCUCGUGUGCAUGGCCACAAACUAGCUCAGACAAGUGGAGCAGACUCUAUGAUACCCAUUGCUCCAGUGCUUUUAGGUCAUGGUUCACGGCAGAGAAUAAUGGAUAAUUCUGGGGCUGUUCCCUUUACAUUUUAUCCUACAGGGCCACCCGUUCCAUUCCUUACCAUGCUUCCUAUAUAUAAUGCUCCAUCUGAGACUGCAACUUCUAAUGCAUCAUCAACAAGCCAUUUUAGUGGGGAAGAUGACCUGGAUAGAAGUAAUUCUGGUCAAAAUUUUGAUACAUCUGAGGAACUGAAUACUACCAAUUCUUUGAGGGGGGUUGCUUCGGUUGAGACUCUCAAUAAGCAGAAGUCCGACAUUCUUAAUGGUGAUUUUGCUAGCCAUUUGCAAAAUUUGCAAUAUGGGCGGUUUUAUCAAGACCCACCGUACAAUGGAGGGCCUUCGGUAUAUCCUUCACCUUUUGCUUUGCCACCUGUGUACAUGCAAGGGCACUACCCCUGGAAUGGUCCUGGAAGACCUCUGUCAGCCAACAUGAACUUCUCUCAGCUUAUGAGUUAUGGCCCACGGCUUGUUCCUGCGACUCAACCCCAGUCAUCAGUGUCUAAUAGACCUCCCAAUGUCUAUCAGCACUAUGUUGAUGAGGUGCCGAGACAUCGGAGUGGGACGGGAACCUAUCUGCCGAGUCCUAAAGUUCCAAUUAGGGACCGGCAUUCAUCAGGUACUAGAAAGGGAAACUACAACGCUGAUAGAAGUGACAACCAUGGUUAUAGGGAGGGGAACUGGAACAUCAACUCCAAAUCACGAGCUUCUGGGCGCAGCAGCCACAGUCGCAGCCAAACAGAGAAGUCAAACUCAAGGAUAGAUCGGUUGACUGCCAGCUCAGACAGACAUGACUCAGUUCCUUCCUACCAGUCCCAAAAUGACCCAUUGCACUCUAAUUGCGACCAGAGUGGUUCUCCCACUGUGGCAUAUGGCAUGUAUCCUUUACAAGCCAUGAACGCCAAUGGAGUUUCACCAAAUGGACCAAAUGUUUCAUCUAUGGUUAUGCUAUAUCCAUGGGAACAUAAUGUCAGUUAUGUUUCCCAUGGUGAACAGCUUGGGUUUGGAUCUCUUGGGCCAGUGGGUUUAUCGAGACUGAAUGAACAAUCACAGCCGAGUGAGGGAAGUCGAUCCAGGGGACUGUUUGAGGAACAAAGGUUUCAUGGGGGCUCCACUCAAUGGUCUUCACCAGAUCAGCCAUCUUCUCCCCACUUUCAACGAUCGGUGGCCCAAAGGAAUUAUCAGUUGAAAGAUGAAGAUUUUCCGCCUCUUGCAUUUCCGAACCAGGGAGAACAUGAUACUUGGGAGAGAUUAUGAAAUGGGGAAACCUCUUGUUACCAGCGCUUUUGUUUUCUCUUCACUCAUAAAAGGAAACACUCGGGAGUUCUGGUUUGUUGCUUAGAUUUUUGAUAGUGAAAUGUUCACCAUUAUGCUGUAUUAGUGCUUGUAUGUAUACUAUACUGCCAUCAUCUACUCCACAGCCUUUUCCAAGGAUACGGAAGCGUGGCGGGAAAAGGGAAGCGGGAUCGGUUUAGAUUUACCUUUUAAAACUUAGAAUUUGAUAGUGAAAUCCUCUUCGGGGGUUUGGAAUUUAGUUAGGUUACCACAUUAUAAAGCUAUUAAUUUCAGGACUUACCUUCACACAGUUGUCGUAGAGUUCAAUACUCAAAAACUUACAGUGUAUGGUUAGCUCUUAGCAUUCAGGAUGUUAAAUGUAGCAAUAUCCUUUGUAAAGAUGAAAUAUAUGACAAAGCGUUUCAUUCUGAAACAAAGUUUGAUGCUUCUCUAUUGCUAUUUCCUAGGAUUAACACGCAUUUAUAAUGAAGAUUAAUUGUCAUUGUGCA
Rhododendron vialii is the source of this 4976-nucleotide messenger RNA. RefSeq lists its product as uncharacterized. NCBI's taxonomy places the organism in Eukaryota, Viridiplantae, Streptophyta, Magnoliopsida, Ericales, Ericaceae. The coding region runs from base 529 to 4449 and encodes 1306 amino acids. The transcript is spliced from 9 exons. The record is from RefSeq and is a predicted model, not a curated record.